Molecule: messenger RNA, 201 nt
Organism: Diversispora eburnea
Lineage: Eukaryota; Fungi; Glomeromycota; Glomeromycetes; Diversisporales; Diversisporaceae
Source: the annotation of a GenBank genome assembly
AUGGAAAAAAGUAUAUCAAAGACAGAAAAAAUACUCAGAAAAUUACAAACUAUAGGAAUAUUAAAUAGUGCAAAUCGAUUACAACUUCUAACUAUGGAUAUUCCAAUGGAAUUAAUUCAGGAAAGUAAAUCUAAAAUCAACGAUCUUGAUGAUUCUGAUGAAGAAGGCAACACCAAAACUCCAAAAAGAAAAAUGUUCUGA